Coccinella septempunctata (seven-spotted ladybird) is the source of this 3741-nucleotide messenger RNA. RefSeq lists its product as uncharacterized. Bases 1 to 3741 code for a protein of 1246 amino acids. NCBI's taxonomy places the organism in Eukaryota, Metazoa, Arthropoda, Insecta, Coleoptera, Coccinellidae. The record is from RefSeq and is a predicted model, not a curated record. The transcript has a single exon.
AUGUCAACCUGGAAGGAGGACGAAGUAAACAUAGUCAAACAACGACUGAGAUUAAAAAAUGGAACGCUCACUAAAGAGGACUUCGACAGCAUCCAACAGCAAAUUCCAACCAGAUCGGUAGCUGCCAUAAAGAAGAAAUACCUAGAGCUAAAAAACAAUGGUGAAACACGUACAGUAAGUAGUAGAUGGAGCCAAGAGGAAACAGACAGAUUGAUACGUGCUUACGUCUCAAGAACGGAAACACAGGUAACAAAAAGGGUCCAAGCCAUAUUAAACGACUUCCCUGGUAGAACUCUUAAAGGAAUUGCCACAAAACUACGUGAUCAAUAUCCAGACAUUUAUUAUAUGAGGAAUAGUACACCCGAGCCCCCUACAGAACAGCAUUCUGACAACACACAAUACACGCUAGAUUCAAGGCCGGAUACACCAGACAAUACACAGGAACAAACAGAUCACACAGAAAUUCAAACCAAUCAUGAAGAAAAUAUUAAAGGGGAUGAAACAAGAACAAUCAACCCACCUGAACCAACAACAACAACAUCGUACGAUUCACAUUACCAACGCAGUAGUCGAACAUGUAACCAAAAUUCAGAGGUUAACCAAUCGCCCGGGGGCGAAGUUCAAAAUAUAAACUCCGUACCCCCCGACGCAUUUGCUUCUGAAAGCGAUGAAUUUUCAGUUAAUUUGAGACAGAAGUUCGACAGAAUGAUCAAAUCGAUAGGGAAUCGUAAGGAGAAAAUCAGGAAGUUCCACCUAAGGCCAACAAACUCUUCGAUAACAGAGAAAGUCAACAAUAUACUCGAAGGAAAAAUUACUCAAAUUGAAGAUAACACACAGAACGAGGUCGAAAAGAGAAAGCGUAUAAAAAACGCUAUUUAUAUAGCCGGAAUUUUGUUGAGGAAGACUGUGCUGGGAAAAAAUGAACAUCGCAGACCAAAGUACCUGAUAACAGAGAAGAAAAUAAAGAAGCUGAACAACCACAUUAAGAAUGCUCGCGAGUUGGUGGAAAAAAAGGGCGAAAAGCUGAGUAGAAGGCUCAUGGCGGAGGUGAAAAUGAUGAAGAAGCUAAAACUAACCCCAAGGCAGUACAUAAAGUCCACAGAAGAGAGAGCCAAAAUUCUCGAGGCCAAGCUGGAGGAGCAGAAGAAGAGAGGCGAGAUCAACGACCUCAGGGCGAGGUUCCAGAGCAGGCCAUCCAUCGAAACCCUGAGAAGCAGCAAUAGGCGAACAAGUGAGUUGACAACGAAAGACACAGAGCACUUCUUCCAAGAUCUGUACCGCCAGGAAAAGGGAAAUACACCAACACCUAUUUUCAACAAAUUUCUGAGAGAACUGAAAAGCCACGCAAGGAAAUCGAAAUACGAAAACCAGCUGGAGAGGAGGAAAAUUGAGCAGGAAGUUGACGGCAUCUUAAAAAACGUAGCUCCAUGGAAGGCCCCAGGGGAAGAUCGAAUACCGGCAUAUAUUUACAAGGUACUGCCAGCAGCUCGAAACUACCUGAAAAGACAAGUGACCAGACUUCUUAACAACGAGACGAAACUACAUGAGGCAGAUGUCCGUGCAAACGUCAUCUUGGUGCACAAAAGUGGGGACGAGACAAAUCCAGCCAAUUACCGACCUAUAUCGCUGCUUAACGUAGAUUACAAGAUAACAACUGCGGUAAUUGCAAGCAUGAUCAAACGCUCACUCCCCGACUUCGCUAUACCUGCCGAACAACUGGCCAGAGACCAAGUUUGGGGCACGGUCCACGGGCUUCUACUGGAUAAGAGCAUAACAGCACAGUCAAAACUGAACAGGACCAAGAACUACUCGGCAUGGUAUGACGCAAAGAAGGCCUAUGAUUCCGUGCACCACAGAUGCCUCAAAAGGUUGAUUGACUGCCUCCCUUUACAUCGGCACAUAAGAAACCUACUUAAGAGAACAGUUAAACUGUGGUCUCUCAGGGUUCAGUUGGAAAAAAUUAAAACAAGACCCAUAAAAGUCCAGAGAGGCCUAUUGCAGGGAGACUCAAUGAGCCCAAUCCUUUUUGUACUGAUGAUCGCAAGCGCCAUACUACAUAUCCGCUCAAAUCCACAAAUAUGCAAAGAAACCAGAGGAAAACACCAACUUAUAGCAUUCAUGGACGACUUCAAGUGUCAUUCUCCGACCGAAAGCGGCAUAAAGUUGAUAACAGAGCAACUAAUAAUAGCCUUGAAGGAGAUUGGCUUGGAGUUGAAUACUGCCAAAUGCGGCAUAUAUUCCAGAGAUGCUACACACGGACCACAUGAGGAAAUCAAUACCCCGUUCCUACCCCUGGUUAAAGAAGGAUACAAGUACCUUGGAUUGGAACAGCUAGAGCGCGAUACUGCCGGAAAUUUUGAGAAAGCCCAGGAAAAAUUAGAAGAAAGCAUUGACACUAUUCUGCAGUCCGACCUUACAACAACCCAAAAGGUAUACCUCAUAAAUUCCACGGCGGUACCAGCAGUGGUAUAUGUGACAGCCAACGCGUAUCCUGAUGAAAAGCGAAGUACAACGCUCAAACGCUGCAGAGACCUUGACACAUUGAUACGCAAAAGACUCAUUCAGCACAAGAUGAAGGGAACGACAGCCUCGAAUUCAUCAGUCUAUUUGCCGAUCAAAAAAGGAGGAUUGGGAAUAAGGUCCGUCGAACACCAGACAGAAAUUAGCUUUGUCAAAAAAGGUAUUUAUUUGACAAAAAACCAGGAAAUGGCAAAAUGUUGCAAAACAUACGAACAGCUAAAAGAAGCAGGCUGGAGAAACCCCCUGAGCGACAUGGAAUUCGUCCUGGAGAAGUAUGGAGUGACUGUUCAAAACGAGGAAAACAUCAAAAAAUGCUGUAAGGAUACGACUACAAGAAUAAUCGAGGUUAUCCACAGGAGACUACAGGAGGACUGGUCCAGGAACAUGCAUUAUGGCAAACUCGUAAAUCAAGAGGGAAAUAACAUCUCCUUCCCUGCCUAUUCCUCCCCCUUCUUAGACACAUGGAGAAGAGGAGUGCUGAUGUCCGCUACAGAAGAACAACUUCACGGGCUGGGCUCAUUACCAAUGAGAAGAAACUGCAGAAGAGGAUGCAACCAUGCCGAAACAGCUUACCAUGUCUCUGCUUCAUGUAUCUGCAACGAAUAUACCACCCGGCAUGACAAUGUGGUGUAUUGGACACUUAAAACGCUGCUGACGAGUCUGAGAGCCCCGAACAACUAUAUCAGGAACCUCCAGUUCGGACAAAGUACGUGUAGAGUAGAUUUCGAGGCAAACAACAGAAAAGUGAGUAUCCAGGCAGGACAAAAGCUUUUGACUGAGAGGAGGCUUUAUCACAACAAACCAGAUAUCCUUGUUAAACUCACGAAUCCUAGCGAAAUCUUCAUCAUCGAAGUGGCGGUCUCCCACAUCCAGAACUGGAGGAAUCAAGAACGCCUCAAAAGAACUAGGUAUGCCGUCAAUUCCGUGAAGCACAUAACAGAAUUCAACCUGUCAAACACCACCCGAGACCUCAACAUUGUCACAGAAUUGGGAGCAACCUACAGAUGCCCAGUCAAAUUGGCAAUUUUCGUAGUCGGAUGUUAUGGCGAAUUGAUUGCGACCGAUGAGCAUAAACAGUUCUGUGAGAUGAUGAAGAAGAAACUACAGGUUUCCAAUCGAAGCAUGAGAAAUCUCCUCAACCACGCGACCUACAGCGUGGCAGUCUCAACCAGCAACCUACUAAUGAAGAGACUGAACGAACCUACUACCUGUGAUAGAUAA